UUAUAUGUUUCCUCCCCAUCGUUGGACACCAAUGUCGCAAUACUCCGGGAGGAGUUCAUUUUUGUAAACAAUUGGCUCCGCGAAGCUGGACUGAUGGCAGAAAUCGACAAGUCUGAGCUCAUCCAUUUCACAUGGCGUCGCGCACCAGACCGACCGCCUAUCUUGCUACCUAGCGACGAAGGACAGGUGACAAUCAACCCCCGUGAUUGUAUCAAAUGGCUCGGCAUAUAUUUUGAUUCUAAACUCUCUUUUCGCAGAAAUGUAUGUGAACUGACAGGGAAAGCAGAAAAUAUUGCUCAAGGACUACAUAUGCUUGCAAAUACGGUGAGAGGUCUCUCGCAAUCACUACUGAGAACUGUAUAUUCGGCUUGCGUUCGCAGUGUAAUGACAUACGCCAGCCCCGUCUGGUGGACGGGCAUGAAAACCCAUGCAAAUAUGCUCACCCGCGUUCAAAACAAA
This is a messenger RNA of Suillus clintonianus, 459 nucleotides long. RefSeq lists its product as uncharacterized. The record is from RefSeq and is a predicted model, not a curated record. The transcript has a single exon. The annotation marks the transcript as partial. Lineage: Eukaryota; Fungi; Basidiomycota; Agaricomycetes; Boletales; Suillaceae.